CUCUCGACUGCCCCUCUACCCAGUCCUCAUCCCACGCCAACGUACCUCGCCAAAAGAAAAACUGACUAGAAGCGUCAAGGAUGCACUUCUUUUUCAAGCUUGCCGGCGUUCUCCUCGUCGCGUUCGCCUUCAUGGCUGUCGGCGUUGGCGCAUCGCCUGCCAUAACCGAUCUCAAGAAGCUUGGUGGCAACGGCUUUGGUGGCGACAAAGGUUUAAAGAACAUGAAGAACUUUGGACCCCCUUAUCAAAACUAUGCCUACGGAAUAGUGCUCUAUUCUUACACAGACUUCUACAACCGCCGUACUCAUACCAAUGUCGGUUGCUGCAGGAAAGGCAGUCCACUUGACUCGAACCAGCAAUUUCGGUCCGGCUACACCUGCUCUGAUAUCCAGCAGGGCGGGUACCAGUACUGUGGAUAUCAAGUUAGCGAAUACUCGGAUAGCUCUCGAAUGCUUUUCGUUGAUGCGUGCACAGAGGGUUCAGAUCUCUACCCGAGUGAUGGCGUAUAUGCCAAGGACUACUGCCAAUCCUUGAUCGGUGUGCCCAUAUCGGGCAGCCCCUCCAGCCUCGGUUCAAAGUCGUCCCCCAACAAGGUUCCCGGUGGCACAUCCCAUUAAAAGCCGAAGGGAGAGUGCAGGGUCGACCUCGCUCAGAUACGAGCAUCACGGCCAGCGCUUUCCUCGGCGGGAGACAAGCGAAGCGACGGCAUCGAGUCCCUCAUACAAGAACGCUCUUCUCUCACACCCCCAUCAUCCAGCCACCGAACGCCCUCGUUUCUUCUCAGCCUUUUCAUAUAGCUUCCCAAAUAUCUUCUCACAAAGACGAAACCUUGUUUCUACUUAAGUCUCACCUUUGAGUCUUCCCCCAUAAUCCCUCGAAG
This is a messenger RNA of Acaromyces ingoldii, 880 nucleotides long. RefSeq lists its product as hypothetical. The coding region runs from base 81 to 617 and encodes 178 amino acids. Lineage: Eukaryota; Fungi; Basidiomycota; Exobasidiomycetes; Exobasidiales; Cryptobasidiaceae. The record is from RefSeq and is a predicted model, not a curated record. The transcript has 5 exons.